AUGGGAAUUGAUGAAGGCAAGCAGCUAACCGAGUCUUCGUUUCCUAGGGGAAAUAAUGAUGCAGAAGUUGGAGGUAUUCUUGUUGAAGGUGACCACGAUCUUGGUAGAUUAGGUUACAAGCAGGAGCUUCGACGUAAUCGCUCAUUGAUCACACUACUUUUUCAGACAUUGGCAAUCGCUGCCAUUCCCUAUGGCGAGGGAGGCCCUCUAUCCAGCGCCAUUUACGGUGGUGGCCAGCUAUCUGUCUUCGUCGGUUGGAUCGUUGUUCUUGUCCUGGAUGAGUGCAUUGCACUUUCAUUGAGAGUUCGCAUCCCGACGGUCCUCUCGUUUAUCAACGGGUGGGUUUGGCUCAUUGGCAACUGGACUAUUACACUCUCCGUGAAUUUCGGCUUUGCUUCGCUUAUAUCGGCCACUGUCUCGAUGUACCACCCUAACUGGAGUGCUAGCGACUGGCAACUCUUGUUGAUAUUUUAUGCUAUCUGCCUGGGUUCGCUGAUCAUCUGCACCUUCGCCAACCGCUACCUACCACAAGUCGAUAUUAUCUGUGCAACAUGGACGGCCCUCUCUAUUGUCGUUAUCCUGGUUGCACUAUCAGUCAAGGCGGAUGUAGGCAGGCAUAGUGCGGCCUAUGCACUAGGUCAUUACGAUAAAAGCCUUUCUGGGUGGGGUGGCUUUACUUUCUUCAUCGGGCUUCUGCCGCCUGCAUAUUGUUUCUCUGCAAUCGGCAUGAUCUCAUCCAUGGCAGAAGAAUGCGAAAACCCCGCUAUCAAGGUUCCCCAGGCAAUCAGUCUAUGUGUGCCAGUUGGGGGGUUUGCAGGCCUUUUCUUCAUACUGCCGAUAUGCUUUACUUUGCCGCCACUUGGUGAUAUCCUCUCUGCCCCCAGUAGCCAGGCCAUUCCUUAUAUUUUCCACAGGGUCAUGGGAAGUCCUGGUGGUGGCCUAGGUCUCACAUUCCUUGUCCUUAUGAUUACUCUCUUCUGUUCGAUAAGCAUUACCGUGGCAGCAUCCCGUGCCACCUGGGCAUUUGCGCGGGACCGUGCAAUUCCGCUGUCGAGGAUUUGGUCUCGUGUCAAUGAGCACCUGGGGGUACCUGUUUGGUCCUUGGUGCUUGUGACGGUCGUCCAGAUGCUUCUGGGGCUCAUCAACCUGGGGAGCAGCAGUGCCUUCCAGGCUUUCGUCUCUGUGGGUGUCAUCGCUUUGGCUGCGGCCUACGCUAUCCCCAUAACUAUUAGCCUGCUUCAUGGCCGUCAAGAAGUUUCCAGGGCAAGGUUUAACUGUGGGCCUCUAUUUGGCUUUGUUGUUAAUAUAAUUUCGGUAUGCUGGAUCUUAUUUGAGCUCGUGCUCUUCAGCAUGCCAAGUGCACGUCCUGUUACUGCGGUAUCUAUGAACUACGCUUCGGUCGUAUUUGCUGGUUUUAUGGCUAUCUCCGGUGUGUGGUACGCUAUAUAUGCGCGAAUCUCAUAUAAGGGCCCCCCUGAAUCCGAUGGGCUCUGAUGGGGUAUUGAGUGGGCCAGUUAGGGGUAACAUAGCCACGGUUGACUUUUGCAGUCGCGAGGGAUACCAAUUUUUCUCUAUCCGGUGUCGAUUUUCGCGGUCCUUUAUUGUAAGCAUUCUAUUGGGCCUCUAAUAUCCAUCUACUUUAUUGAAACGGCAUCAGACAUAUGGGUGUCGUCAUGUUUCUGGGUACGCAUAGCCAGUUUUGGUCGCUUUCCCUGACUUAAGACAAGCCAAUUUAGGCGUGUAUCGGUAUGGAUGGGCGGGGAAGUGAGUAGCGAUGGGCAAGCGAGUCCUACUACUAUCUUCAUUCUUUUUGGUGUUGGUAAAAAUAAAAACAACCAAAAAUAAAAAAGCUUUGACAAGGGUGGGAUUCGAACCCACGCCCCUUUCGAGAUGCGGACCUUAACCGCA
This is a messenger RNA of Monascus purpureus, 1908 nucleotides long. Lineage: Eukaryota; Fungi; Ascomycota; Eurotiomycetes; Eurotiales; Aspergillaceae. The record is from the annotation of a GenBank genome assembly.